Messenger RNA from Cinara cedri, 303 nucleotides. The record is from the annotation of a GenBank genome assembly. NCBI's taxonomy places the organism in Eukaryota, Metazoa, Arthropoda, Insecta, Hemiptera, Aphididae.
AUGACAGAAUCAGAUCACAGAGCACACAGAAGUAGACAAUUAUACCAGAAAGUGAACAGGAUGAGAAAAGGAUAUAAAGAACAUGAAAUAUUUAUAAGAAAUAAGAAUGGAAAACUGAUAAUAACAAAGAUGGAAAUAACAGAGAGAUGGGCAGAAUAUUUUGAACAGCUGCUUAAUGGAGAAGAUCCUGAAGAAAUGUUUGAUUAUAUACAAGAACAACCAAAUAAUUGUGAAUAUGAAACACCUACGGUACAAGAAAAGACCACUAGGAAGACCCAGAAUGCGAUGGGAGGACUGUGUUAA